Lachancea meyersii CBS 8951 is the source of this 906-nucleotide messenger RNA. The record is from the annotation of a GenBank genome assembly. Lineage: Eukaryota; Fungi; Ascomycota; Saccharomycetes; Saccharomycetales; Saccharomycetaceae.
AUGGACAGUAAAGAGGUGAUUACGCUCGUCAAGAAUCUGGAGAAGAACAAGACCAACGAUGACACCGUGAUAGAGAUAUUGUCGGUUUUGGAACGGGACCUGAAGCCCACAGAAAAGCUGUUGCGAGAGACCAAAGUUGGUGUAGUCGUAAACCAGUUUAAGAAGUCUGGCAAUGCUCAGAUUGCGGCGUUGGUCAAGAAAAUGAUUGGCCAGUGGAGAGAUGCAAUUUCGCAAGAAAAGAAGCAAAAAGUGCUGGCGAAAAGCUCGACAAAAGGCUCAAAUGCCCCCUCCACCGUGGGAUCUAGCUCAACAGGAGGCAGCGGAGCACCAGAGGCCAAGAGACACGACAAGUUUGUGUCGAGCAAGCCCAGAAAUGCCAAGAAUGAUGGUGUCAUCACAGCCAUCUACAACCACAAGCUUCGGGACAUGGUCAUCCGAGCAUUUUACGAUGCGCUCGCCAAAGACAGCGAACAUCCACCACAAUCGGUCUUGACCACUGCGGUCGCGGUGGAAAAACAGCUCAAUAAGCUGAAUAACUGCGAGACCAACGAAAAGGCCUACAAAGACAAGUAUCGGGUCGUGUACUCGAACGUUAUCUCCCGUAACAAUCCUGAUCUCAAACACAAAAUUACAGCGGGCGACGUUUCGCCCGAGCACUUGGUAUCGUGUGAUCCGCGAGAACUGGCCCCAGAGCACUUGAAGAAAAAGCUGGAAGAAAUAUCCAAACAGAACUUAUUUAACGCUCAGGGUGCUACUCUAGAGAGAUCAGUCACAGAUCGGUUUACCUGUGGUAAGUGCAAGGAGAAAAAGGUCUCUUAUUACCAGCUGCAGACGAGAUCAGCAGAUGAACCGCUCACCACUUUCUGCACAUGCGAGGUGUGUGGUAAUAGAUGGAAGUUUUCAUAG